AACAGUAGGUCUGUGCCACCAAAAGGGAGUGAAAAAAAAAAACAAUUUAUCUAAACACAACAAAACUACACCAACCUUUGUAUUAAUUCUAUCAUAUUUUUUAUAAAAAUAUAAUAAUCCAUCACUAUUAUGGUAAAAUGACGCACUGCUGUAUCAAGUAUUGUGACACUGACGAAAAUGUCGUCAAUUGCACCUCUGUUUUCUUCGUUAGUUUUCCAUCGGACAUAAUUCUUCGACUGGAGUGGCUAAAUGUCCUCAAUCAAAACGAUGCCUUACUUCUCGAUGUAGAGGUAACCGUGGCUACUAGGAUUUGCAGUUGUCAUUUUUCAGAAGAUGCAUUCGGGAAGCACCCAGUUCAUGGCUAUCGAUUUCUGCUUCCGACUGCCGUUCCGUCGAUAUUCCCGGUUCCAGAAGAAACAGAGCCCCAUGUCACGGAAGACUCGAAUCCCGAACCGAGCCCCUUGCUGCAUGAUUUUGCAGAUGCCAGUGAUCUGGUGGAUGAUGAAAGCAAUUUGAUUCAACCUUCUGAAAUCAUCUUUCCGAACGAUGUGACCUCUGAUGUGUCGGAAUUCCUUCCUGUUCCGACCAAUAUCAUGUUGAACGCUUCGAGUAGCAAUGAGUUGCAUAAACCACCGAAAGCCAUAGGAAUAGAAUAUGCUGAUGGGAAGUAUUACUUCCUCCAGUCGGAAGACGAAUCGGAAGAUGAGCUAAUAGAGCAGGUCAGCAGUUUGGAUGGAGAAUCGGUGAAGCUUCCAGUGAAGGAUGAAAUUGACCAGGAAGGUGUCAUUUCAACGCUGGAAGACGCGGAUACCGAAGAGGUCCUGCUAUCAUCUGAGAAUCAGUUCGAAAUGGUGAUCUCCGGUGAAUUUGAUCUGAAGGAGGAAUUGGAUCCAGAGCUGCAGCAUGAAGAAGAUUGCGAUGCAUUGUUUGUAGAAGAGGCCCCAACGGAACUGGGAACGGACAGUUUGAUUGAAGAGGCCAGUGUGAUAACCACUUCGGAAGCAGCUGAAGUCGCUGGCCCGGAAAGUUUGCUGGACGUUGUGGAAGAUGAAAGCUGCCAACAAAUGCUUGAUGAAGUGGAUGACGAUUCGCUUAUUGAAAAGGAUAGCGGAACCAUUUACGGAUCAGUCGAAGUACUUGACGAAAAUUUCCCUACUAUCUCGAAGGAGAAACGAGUUGACAAACAUUUUUGUACGUACUGUAACAAAGGAUUUCAAUACGAAAGUGCUCUCAAAAAACAUUUGUUAGUUCACACCGGACUGAAGCCCCAUGUUUGUGAAGAUUGUGGAAAAAGCUUUUCCCAAAAAAUCAAUCUUUCGAUACAUCGGCGGAUGCACACGGGAGAAAUGCCGGUGAAAAAGUAUAGUUGUUCCGUUUGCGACAAAAAGUGCAUCCGAUUGAGCGAGUUAAAAAUUCACCUUAAAACCCAUUGGAAGAAACUACCCCAUGCAUGUACGCUUUGCACGGAACGUUUUGCCGAAAUUACCAACUAUUAUGAACACAUCAAAUCGCAGCACAAAACUGAAAUAUCCCUCCAGGAGUACAUCGAUAUGAUAGCCCAGAAUGAAAACGCUGAGCUGAUAGUGCAAGGCGAUGAGGAAACGAUAACCGUCGACGAUGGGCUGUAUCGCUGUAUGGUGUGUCUUAAAACGUUCAAAACUGAAAAGCUGUUGAAAAAGCACAAACGAAAGCUUCAUCCCAAGGUAUUUGUCUGUGCCAGUUGCCCGAAGCAGUUUCUCUACAAAAGUUUGCUGGAUAAACAUGCUCGCGUUCAUACUCAGGAAAAACCUUUCAAAUGCCCACAGUGUAAUACUUCCUUUUCUCAAAAAGUCAAUUUAGAGGUGCACCUCGGCAAGAAACACAACAUUCAUGUGCGGAGUGUGCAGCCCAAAAUGUUUAUCUGUGAAUAUUGCCAAAAAUCCUUCGACCGGCCAUCCACGUUACAAAUUCACAUUCGGACGCAUACCAAGGAACGACCGUUCGCUUGUAUGGAAUGUACAAAAUCGUUCACGUCGAACAGUGCACUGGCAAUGCAUAUCAAAACCAACCAUCGGGGAGAAUCAAUCCUGCUGCAAUCGAUUCAACGACAUUCAGCCAUAAACGCAGAGAGUAUUAUCCUGGAGGAACAAAGCACUAUGUCUGAGAUAAUUGAAGAUGUAGAGGACGAUGAUGUCAAAUUCAUACAAUAUUCGAUAGAGUUUGUGAAUUCCGAUGAAAGAAGGGAGCUUCUGUAAAAGAAAGUAUGUGUGUACAUAUACGCUUAUGAAUAUUUGUAAAAACAUAGAGCAACAGGUACCUUUUUAAACACA
This is a messenger RNA of Aedes aegypti (yellow fever mosquito), 2309 nucleotides long. RefSeq names its product zinc finger protein 33A. Gene Ontology annotation, molecular function: RNA polymerase II cis-regulatory region sequence-specific DNA binding; DNA-binding transcription factor activity. Lineage: Eukaryota; Metazoa; Arthropoda; Insecta; Diptera; Culicidae. The transcript is spliced from 6 exons. Gene Ontology annotation, cellular component: nucleus. Bases 138 to 2234 code for a protein of 698 amino acids. The record is from RefSeq and is a predicted model, not a curated record. Gene Ontology annotation, biological process: regulation of transcription by RNA polymerase II.